AUGACCAAUAAUGAAAUUGAACAAGUAACUACAAAUGGAACAUCAGGCAAGAAACGUUCAAAAUCUAAAAAAGAAAUUAAUCAUAAUAAUGACUAUUCUUCUAUAUCUGAUUAUUUACAAGUAACCAAUCGUAUAUUUAAACAAAUGUUAAUCAGUUCAUUAGAAGGUGUUGAUAAAAUUGUUAAACGAUUAAAUACAAGUGAAAAAAUUAACUAUAUUCGUCAAUAUGCUUGUUUAAUACAUCGUCUAUUCUAUGUACAAUUACGAGAAAGUCAAUGGAAGUAUUAUUAUGAUAUUAGUAUGCAAGAAAAUAUUUGGUCCGGCCGCGUAUCAAAAAAAUGGGCUGCUAUGAAUAAAGCAUCACAAGCAUUACAAGAGUUUGGCAAUCCAUCAUUAUCUCAAUGUCUAUCUGAAAUGAAUCAUCCAUUAGAUUUUACAACAAUGUCAGCUAUGGCUAUAGUUGUUGUCGGAAAAGGUCAACAUAAAUUAAAGCAACAAUGUGAAUAUAAUAAAAAAAUGUUAAAAUUAGACUCAACAGAUCAUCGUUUAGUACAAUAUGUUUAUGAUUUGAAACCUAAUAAACAACAAAUUCGUUCUAUUCGUAAUAUAUGGAAAGCAAUUUAUAAUAAAAAAGCUUAUUAA
Messenger RNA from Rotaria sp. Silwood1, 642 nucleotides. The record is from the annotation of a GenBank genome assembly. Lineage: Eukaryota; Metazoa; Rotifera; Eurotatoria; Philodinida; Philodinidae.